Molecule: messenger RNA, 1089 nt
Organism: Corylus avellana
Lineage: Eukaryota; Viridiplantae; Streptophyta; Magnoliopsida; Fagales; Betulaceae
Product: loganic acid O-methyltransferase-like
Molecular function (GO): methyltransferase activity
Source: RefSeq, a predicted model, not a curated record
AUGAACUGCAUACCAACUGGAAUAUCUGCGAUGAAAGGGGGAGAUGGGCCGUAUAGUUACACUAAUAAUUCUUCAUUUCAGAGACAAGGAGUGGAGACUGCCAAGGUCUUGAUCAAUGAGGAUAUUGCUGAGAAACUUGAUAUAAAUGAACUCAUUUCUUCUGCAAAAUUAUUCAAUAUUGCGGAUCUGGGGUGUUCUGUUGGACCCAACACAAUCAUUGUGGUGGAAAACAUUAUAGAAUCUGUGAAACUCAAAUACCAAUCUUUUUGCCAUAAUAAUCAAGGAGCUCUAGAAUUCCAGGUGUUCUUUAAUGACAUUCCCUCAAACGAUUUCAACGUGCUGUUCAAGUCUUUUCCUUCUGACAGGCAAUACUAUGCGGCUGGUGUACCAGGCCUUUUUCAAGGUCGCCUGUUUCCCAAGGCAUCUCUCCAUUUUGUCCACUGCUCAUAUGCAUUGCAUUGGCUCUCAAAGAUUCCAAAAGAGUUGACAAAUAAAACUUCCCCUGCAUGGAAUAAGGGGAGGAUUUACCCUGCUAAUGCCUCGGAUGAUGUUUGGGAGGCUUACUCAGCUCAGUUUGCCAAGGACAUUGAGUCCUUUUUGAAUGCCAGGGCACAAGAGCUUGUCUCUGGAGGGCUCAUGGCCCUUAUCAUAUCAUGCCUUCCUGAUGGGAGUUCUGUGAAAUUUUUUGACUUGGGAUUCAAUGAUCUUUUGGAAAAAUGCCUCAAUCAAAUGGUUGUUGAGGGGGUGGUAAGUGAAGAUAUGGUGGACUCCUUCAACCUCCCACAAUACCACCCAAGUAAACAAGAGGUUUGCACUCUGAUACAAAGAAAUUUGUGCUUCAGCAUCGAAAGAAUGGAGCCCUUAGUUCGUCCUGCAAGGAAAGGAAUUGCUCCAACUGUGGAAAUGGUGAUCUCAACCCUCAGAGCAGUUUAUCAAGAAAUUAUUGCAGGCCACUUUGGAGAUGAUAUUAUUGAUGAGUUGUUUGAUCGGCUCAAGAAGAAAGUUGUAGUCUCCGACAUCUUGUCACAAUCUACCGACAAGUCAUGGAUGCUUGAAUUAUAUGUUCUUCUCAAGCGUAAAGUAGAUUAA